This is a messenger RNA of Osmia lignaria (orchard mason bee), 2286 nucleotides long. RefSeq names its product stAR-related lipid transfer protein 7, mitochondrial. NCBI's taxonomy places the organism in Eukaryota, Metazoa, Arthropoda, Insecta, Hymenoptera, Megachilidae. The record is from RefSeq and is a predicted model, not a curated record. Gene Ontology annotation, molecular function: lipid binding.
UAAAGGUUUUUCAGGGUAUCGAUAUCGUGAGCCUGCAUCAGGGCUACACGGUUUUGAAUAUAUUUUUCGAUUAACUUUGAUGCGAUAGCUGUGAGAUAAGGAAACUGAAUCGUCGUGUGUGAAAUGAAAAUGAAGCAGGAAAUUUGCUGAAGAACCGAACGAAAUGAGCGCGGAAAACAACAUUCUCUGAAUCGUUCAAUAUCGCACGGAGUACAACCUAACCUAUAAAACGGUUUCUUGAAUUUGCGGUUCACAUUUUUAGGAGAAUCCACGAAACAGUUGGGAACAGUCACAUUGUUUAUGCAGUAUCCACCUUAGAAGAAGACUAACAAUGUACGUGGUGCAAUUAUCUGGUUUGUUAUCGAAGCAGUUCAAUACAAAUUACGUUCGAAACGGAACCAGGUUAGCUUCCACUUUUGGGCGGCACGAAAAUUAUGGAAGAUUUCGCGAAUACCGGAAAAGGAUAGCCGUUUGGUUAAAACAACAAAGUGGCCAAGUAGCCGAAGCUUGUGCCAGACAGUUCGAAUUUAUCGCGGCACAGCGUGUCAGAAGAAGCAUGCAAAUAUUUCAUCUGUACACGCGAAUGUGGGACGAGGCAGCGCUCAAAGAGUUUAUGAAAUCAUGGAGAAAUCGUACGUUGAGAAAUACCAGGCAUUUUUUAAUGAGUAGUAUCGGAGUAACGAUGUACAAUUGGGAUCGCGAACGAAUCAGCGAAGAAGAGUUAAAUAGUUUCCACGCUCUAACUGGUUUUGUUGUCAGUUACAAGCAGGAAAUCGAAGGGAUUCACAGAUUAAGGGACUCGACGGUGAUUUGCGCGAUAUGCCAUCAAAGGAUCGUCAUUGAUGUCCGACAACCUGGUAUAAAAUAUUGUACAUGCUACGGCAAUAAGUUUAGCGCCACAGCCAACGAAGGCCCACAAGGAUGGAGACCGUAUAUAGAACGAGAAGACAUGCUCAUCUGGAGGAGGGAAGAGCCAAAUUUUGGAGGAUUGUUCGCGUACAAGGUGUACGGUUCGUUCGACGACGUUACCGCGGAAGAUUUUUUACAAACCCAAAUAGACGUCGAUUAUAGAAUGAAUUGGGAUUCAAGCGCUCGUGAACUACAGAUAAUCGAUACAGAUCCGAAAUCGCAAACGUCCUCCGAAGACAGUACCGACGUGAUCUAUUGGGAGACGAUAUGGCCUAAAUUGUUUGCAAACAGGGAUUACGUGUAUCAACGACGGUGGGUGGUGGAUAAGGAGAAACGGUUGAUCAUAAUCAUCAAUAAAGUAACCGAACAUCCUAACGCGCCUACGAAACCGGGUGUAUACAGAGUGACAACGUAUUGGUCGUACAUGGUGAUAAGGCCAUACACAGAAUUUCACCAGCCUGGCAUUGAAUUUGGAUUAACUUAUUUCGAUGAUCCAGGUGUAAAUAUUCCAUCAGCGGUUACCUCGUGGGUCGCAAUGUCAGGACUGCCAAACUUUUUAAUUCGCAUGAGACACGCGGCAAAGAAUUAUCAGAGUUACAAACGCACGAAAGAAAUUGCUGAUCCGUCCACUACCAAUUACGCCUCUUUCCAAGACGAGGAUGCGUCCGGGUACGAGGUCAUACCUAAUAAUAACGAUACAGAAACUUUGGAAAAGAGCGAAGCAUCGAACGAGGAGGUAGCGGAGGAAAGCAAUUUCGAUACAAGAAGCGAAACGUUGACGUUUACGGGCGACCAACGGGAUGAAAAUGAUAGACCAAGCAACGAAAGAACAGACAGCACAACUAAUUUGCCCGAUGAACGCAGAGGUUUACUACGUUAUUUGCAGUAUAUUUGAAAUAACGAAAUUGGUGUUGACUGAUAAAAAGAUUUUUAACGUGACUUUGUGCAGGAAGUACGGUAACGUAACGAUCGCAAUGUAAAGAUAAAGAGAAUAUUUCUAAAUAAGAGGACAUACCGGAGAUAACGUUGAAUCGAAUGCAGUUGGGACGAUGAAUCGUGAAAAAGUACUGUAUCGUUUCUUGCUCCGUGCACUGCCUUCUGCAUAAUAUAACAAACACGAGACUGACUUAUUUUUAUAAUCCAUCUUUCCUAUGUUGUUUAUUCUCGAAUGAAGGGUGAGACACGAAAAAAAAAGAAUCCAGAGACGUUCCGAGCUGGAGAAAAUUGUAAGGUAAUUCGUAUUUACGCAACGCGAUGUUCUCGUAUACGUCAGUACAUCGUAACGAUCGAAAUGUUUCAUUACAUCUGUGUACAUGCAAUUGUAGUAUAAAUAUAAGUAGAUGUAAAAAAAACAUGAAAAUAAUUGGUUUUCUACUU